UUUUCCCUCUUUCUGAUCAGUUGGCGGUAAAAAAAAACUCAACCGUCUCUAAAGAAACAGAAAAUGGGUGUUCAUGGUCUGUGGGAAUUACUCGCUCCUGUUGGUCGUCGGGUCUCUGUUGAAACUUUAUCAGGGAAAAGACUUGCAAUUGAUGCAAGUAUAUGGAUGGUUCAAUUUAUGAAAGCAAUGAGAGAUGAGAAAGGUGAAAUGGUUUGGAACGCUCACAUUUUAGGGUUUUUUCGUCGAAUUUGUAAGCUAUUAUUUCUUCGUAUCAAACCUGUAUUUGUCUUUGAUGGUGGUACUCCCGCUCUUAAGCUUCGUACUGUUACUGCCCGUCGACGUCAGCGCGAGAAUGCAAAAGCUAAAAUUCGUAAAACUGCUGAGAAGUUGCUACUCAAUCAUCUUAAGACAAUGAGAUUACAAGAAUUGGCUGAGGGUUUAAAGAUUCAGAGACAAAAUAAUGAUAUUAAAGGGAAAAAUGUUGUAGUGGAAAAUAGUGAAGUGCUAGAUGUAAGAUUGAAAGGAAACGAAAAGGUCAACGAGGGUUAUGAUCAGAAAGCGCUAGAUGAAUUGUUGGCAGCUUCGAUUGCGGCCGAGGAAGAUGGGAGUUUUACGACAAAUUUGUCGGCAUCUGUUAGUGGUGUUGCUAUUGAUGAAGAGGACGACGAGGAUGAGGAAACGAUACUUCCAACAAUGCAUUGCAAAGUUGAUCCAUCAGUUCUGGCGUCUCUGCCUCCCUCUCUUCAGCUCGAUCUUCUUGUUCAGAUGAGAGAGGGGUUGAUGGCUGAAAAUAGACAGAAAUAUCAAAAAGUAAAGAAGGCCCCUGCAAAGUUUUCUGAGCUGCAAAUACAGUCAUAUCUUAAGACUGUUGCUUUUCGUCGAGAGAUAGAUGAGGUGCAGAAAGCUGCUGCUGGAAGGGGAGUUGGUGGGGUGCAGACAUCACGGAUAGCUUCCGAAGCAAAUAGAGAAUUUAUAUUCUCGUCAUCAUUUACUGGGGACAAAGAAACACUUGCAAGUGCUGGAGUCAAGAGACAUGGAGGUGUGGAAGGUCAGCCAGUAAGGAAGGAUUCAGUUGCUUCAGAUUUAACAAAUCAUGUUUCUGCUGUUACAGAAAAAAGAUCAGCUACAGCUUCUGAACAGAACGUGCUUGGAAGUGAUUUUGAUGAUGGUGUGGAGCGAUACCUUGAUGAAAGGGGGCGCCUCCGGGUAAGUAGGGUAAGAGCCAUGGGCAUCCGUAUGACUCGAGAUCUGCAGCGAAAUUUGGAUCUGAUGAAGGAAAUUGAGCAGGAUAAGAUGAAAGAUCAAAACUCUUCAAACCUAGAGGCCUUUUUUAGUGAGAGAGUUGAUGGAAUUCCCGAUUUUGGUGAAAAUAACCAUCCCCAUGAAACCUCAGAUGAAAUGUGUAGUGCUGAUGGAACUGAUGAUAGUUUGGUUAUUCAAGGGAGGAACCUGAAAAAAGAUGAGCAGUCUAUUCUUGAAAGUGGACCAUCAAUUGAAAUAUCUUUCACUGAAGAUGAAAAUAAGUGUGAAGAUAGAGACUACGAGGAUGUCGAUGAUGAUCUAUUUGCUCAGUUAGUAGAAGGAAAUUCAGUCUUGGUAUCUUCGGCUGAAAAUGCUUCUUCAGUAGAUCCUUCCCAUGCUUCUGUUUUAGACUGCAUCUGGAAGGGAAAUGUUGACGAAGAAAAAGGUGAUAUGUAUGGCAAAGAUUCUAUGGAGGAAACCGGACCAUCUUUAGCCAAGGGAAACAGUGAUGAAAGUGACGUGGAUUGGGAAGAAGGAGAUCUGGAUGUCCCUACUGAUGCUUAUCCAUCUCCAUAUAAACCUGAUACUGUUGUUGUUUCAAGAGGUUCUCUGGAAGAAGAUGCUAAUAUCGAGGAAGCAAUAAGGCGUAGUCUUGAGGACUUCACCCCAAAAAAGUCUACUAUGACAUCAACUGAAAUUAAAAUUUCCAAAAUAUCAGAAGAAACGAUAAAUGAAGGUAUGGGCGGUGGAUUCCCCUUUGUACUUUCUAAUCCUGAAAAAGACAGCAUUGAGCCUCUUGGUUUGCUUAGAGAAAAUGAUCCUCUGCAACGUCAAAUAUCAUUGCAGGAAGAUGGACAUGAGAAUCUAGAUCAGAUAGGUGAAAACAAUGCGUUACAGAUCAAUGACUCUCUACCGAAGCAAUCAGACUUAUGCACAGAUUUUAGCAUUGAGACUGAUAAAUUGGGUGAAAGAGACCUUAUUUCUAGUCUUAAAGUUUCAAGUGAAACACUCAGCGAUAGUAAGAGCAUUUACAGAGAGGCACCACACACAAAUCUGGUUCCAGGAGAACGUGCAACGCCUAAUAUAAUCACUGAUCAUUUCUUGGAUGCUUUUGAAGAUUCCGGGGGGACUGCUGGAUUCAAAGGUGUAGGUGGAACUUCUGAGCUUAGUUCUCAUGUUUCAUCUGCAAUGAUGCAUGAUGCAUGUGAUGCUAUGCUUGUUGGUGAUCACCAAAAAGAGUCUGAAGUUGUUUCAACAUGUCAUUUAGAUGAGACAGCUGCACAUGCCAAUACUAAUGAGGUGAAACCAGUUGCACGCAGUGAUGACCUUGAGCAAAAUGUGGUCGUAGAAAAGUUUCUUGAGCCUUCAGUUGUGAACUCUAUGAUUCAUGACAAUCUCGAGGUUCAUAUGGAGGUAGACGGGGUUAGCUUAGAUGAAGAAAUGCUUAUUUUAAGAGACGAGCGUAUCAAUUUAGGCGAGGAGCAGAGGAAGCUUGAGCGCAAUGCAGCGUCUGUUAGCAGUGAAAUGUUUGCCGAAUGCCAGGAACUGCUGCAAAUGUUUGGUUUACCUUAUAUUAUUGCACCUAUGGAAGCAGAGGCUCAGUGCGCACAUAUGGAAUUAUCUGGUCUUGUGGAUGGUGUUGUCACUGAUGACUCGGAUGUGUUCUUGUUUGGGGCAAGAAGUGUGUACAAAAAUAUAUUCGAUGAUCGCAAAUAUGUUGAAACUUACUUUAUGAAGGACAUUGAGACUGAGCUCGGAUUAACUAGGGAUCAACUGAUCCGGAUGGCAUUGCUUCUUGGGAGUGAUUACACUGAAGGUAUUAGUGGAAUUGGUAUUGUCAAUGCUAUUGAAGUUGCACAUGCAUUUUCUGAGGAAGACGGCCUCCAACAAUUCAGGGAGUGGCUUGAAUCCCCUGACCCUACCAUUCUAGGAAACCUUAAUACUCAAAGUGGAUCUAAUUUGAAGAAAAGAGGGUCUAACAUCAGUAGCAAUGAGGUGGAGGCUGGCAUUGACAGAAGAAAUUCUACGGAUAGCAUCCCCAAACUAAAGCAGAUAUUCAUGGACAAACAUAGAAAUGUGAGCAAAAAUUGGCAUAUACCUGCAUCUUUUCCAAGUGAAACAGUCAUUUCUGCAUAUGUCUCUCCACAGGUGGACAAAUCAACCGAACCCUUUUCGUGGGGAAAGCCAGAUCUUUUUGUUCUUCGCAAAUUGUGUUGGGAAAAGUUAGGAUGGAAUAACCAGAAGGCUGAUGAUUUGUUAGUACCCGUUUUAAAGGAGUACAAUAAGCAUGAGACUCAGCUGCGAUUAGAGGCAUUUUACACAUUCAACGAAAGAUUUGCAAAGAUACGUAGCAAGAGAAUAAAAAAAGCUGUGAAAGGAAUAUCAGGUAACCGAUCUUCUGAGUUGAUAGAGGAACUUCCGCCAGAAGCUGCGGAUGCUAGUUACAGUGUUCCUGGAACUAAGACGAAGACUGCAGAAAAAUCAAACUCAAAGAAAUCGAGAAAAAGAAACGAGAUUGAACCUAUGCCAUCUGUGGUUGAGAAUUUUGAUACACCCAUUCCAAAUGUGAGUAGAGAUAGUACUAAGAAAGAAUCUAGUGGAAAUGCAAGAGGAAGAGGGAGGGGAAGAGGGAAGGGAAGAGGGAGGGGAAGAGGGAGAGGGAAAGGGAGGGGAAAAGAAGUUCAUGUAUCUGAAUCAUCUGAUACCAGCAUCAGUAAUGAGGAUGAUGAAGUGGAAAUGCGAGUUGAAAUAGCAGAAAAAUCUUCAGAAGUGCGAAGAUCAAAACGACCAAGAAAGGGCGUGAGCUACACAGGGAUUGAUGUGGAAGCCGAAGACUCGAGUGAUUCAUCAAACUUAGAGAGGGUAAGGACUGACAAGGAUGGUACAGUCAAUCAAGAAGUAUCUUGUGAUAAGGGUUUGUUUGACAAGGAGGUGGAAAGCUCAUUCAUAGAAGAUGAUGGCGAUUUAUCCAGAGACUGCCUUGGAAUGGGAGGGGGAUUUUGCACAGAAGAAGGUGAUCCUGAAAAUGAAUUGAUAAUGAACCGGGCAAUAGAUUCUGGCCCCGGAAGCAACAUUCCCUCUGUCGAGGAUGCGUCCUCUAAAGACUACCUCAAAAUGGGUGGUGGCUUCUGUAUGGAUGAAGACGAGAAAGGAACUAGUAAAUCGAUCUCUAGCCCAGCUAUAGAUGUUCCAGAUGAAGAUAGAGGUAUGAGAAAAUUGGAUGCUUGUGUGAAUACAAAUAAUGACAAAGAUGACGAAAAAGAGGCAAAUGUAGUGAGUAUACCAUCCAUGGAAGAAGCUGUCGUGACUGAUCAGGAGUCGGCUUCAACAUGUCUAAAAGCUAUGCCUUUCUUGAAAAGGAAGCGGAAAAAGAUUUGAAAUCCUCAAACAAUUUGAGAAAGAAAGGGCUGAAUGAUGCAUCUACUCUUGUACCUACUAAUUAGUUGGUUUGUUUUAUGCUCUUGUGGACAGUUUUUGUUUGAGAAAUUAAAAGAUCUAACUGUGGAUAUUUUAAGUCUUUUCAAACCAAACAAAGGAAUAUACAGAUCCCCGACACAAUAUGCAAGAUGUGUUCGAAAGAAAAUGAAGAUACAAGUCAUAUAUGGUUUCAUUGCGAAUUCGCUAGGAAAGUGUGGAUGUACUUUAUGAAAUCCUUCAAGAUAUCUUGGUGUAUGCAAAGCAAAAUAACUUGCUUCUUAACUUUGAAGUGUGGAGACAAAAUGUAUUAACCGGCAGAAACAAGAAUUAUUGGAAUGGAUUCCUUAUGCAAUCCUCUAGGUUCUCUGGAAAGAGAGGAAUGCAAGAACAUUUGGAGGGAGGAAGAAAGAUAGCGAUGAAAUAAUUUUGGAGGUUAAGGCUCUUCUCAUUCUCCGGGCUUCAUCUUUAGAACUGUUCAAGUUUAUACCUGUAAGCAUCAUUCUCAAAAAUUGGGAAGCUGUUGUAUGUUAGAGUCUGUCAUGUUGUAACUCUGGCAUAUGAUGGUUGUAAGUUUUCAGCU
Messenger RNA from Papaver somniferum (opium poppy), 5239 nucleotides. RefSeq names its product DNA repair protein UVH3-like. The record is from RefSeq and is a predicted model, not a curated record. Bases 64 to 4620 code for a protein of 1518 amino acids. Lineage: Eukaryota; Viridiplantae; Streptophyta; Magnoliopsida; Ranunculales; Papaveraceae. Gene Ontology annotation, cellular component: nucleus. The transcript is spliced from 15 exons. Gene Ontology annotation, biological process: nucleotide-excision repair. Gene Ontology annotation, molecular function: DNA endonuclease activity; single-stranded DNA binding.